GCAGAUUGAGCACCCUGCAUUCUGCAUUGAUCCAGUUUCCAGCACCCGGGUUGCUAGGCAGAGGUAGGAGUGAAGUGGGAAGCCGAAAGAAAGUCUGUCAGGUUGGUAGCUUAGAUUCGCGCCUUCCGUUGUUUCUCCUUCAGGAACACUCGUCGCGGCCCAGACAGACCCCUGGAUGAAAGAGUUUGGCACCCGCUUUACGGACGGAAGUGUGCGGGGGCUGCGUGCUUAUUGGGAUUUCCAACUCUGGCUGCAGAGAGGCAGCUCCUACCCUUCCUAAGUUGCAGGUUGAACCAGUCACAACUUGCAAGAUGACAGUGGUAAAGAAUCUCUUUUUGCCGAGUGAGACGGAGGGCUCCGUCUGGCGGCGGUACUUGCUGCAGCCCACCGGGUGGCUGCCGCUCCUUAUUGGCACCAUCCUUCUCAUCGUGGUCAACGCCCUGGGCUACAGCCUCCAAUGGAACUGGCUGAUCAUCUAUGGCAUGACAAUGCUGCCACUCUCGCCUUGGGUCAGCAAUCCAGUGCGCUUCUUCAAUGGCGGUCUGAAAGAAGAUUCCAAGUCCAACUCCAGCAUCCUCCUACUGGCCAGCUCCGCUUUCAUUGUGUGGAUUUUUGCAAAGUCCAUUAACAAUGCCAGCACGCUGGGGGCCAAGUAUGGGGUCCUGGGCGGCUUCGCUUAUGCCACGUACUACACUUCCUUCUUCUCGGCGUCAAUCGUCAUCUACUUCCUGCGCACGCGCAUGGGUUACAAGUCGCUACCAGAGGCGAUCAAUGCGCGCUACGGAACGCUUGCUUGCCUCUCAUUCGGGGCCGCCGUUCUGUACCGGCUCUUCCAGGAGGUCUGGAGCAACUCGAUCGUUGUCGCGGGUUUCUAUGGGACAGCGGGCAGCGGCCCCUGGUGGACUGCUGCGAUUCUGAGCACGCUACUGCCGCUCGUGUACAGCUUUACGGGGGGAAUGCGGGCCAGCCUCCUUACGGACGCCGUUCAGGCCGUCAUUGCCAUCGUGUUCCUCAUCGCGACGCUCGCCUACCUAGUUCCCAAGGCCGACCGUCAGCUCUUCGCCUGGAACGGCGCCGGUUCCUGCGCGCUCGCCGCUACGCCUCCGGGCUUGUCCACCUUCAACGGGUGCGCGCUCGCGGGGGGCGCGUUCCAGGGUGUGAAUGGGCUCACGGGCCUGGCAAAAGUGCAGUCCGCAUUCACACCGGCGCGCUGCAACUACACAGCCAUAACGGAUCCGGCCAUGUGUUCCCUGGUGAAGGGGGUUUUCUCCGCUCCGAAGUGCGCAUUAAAAAGCGAGCCGGUAUGCACCGGCAAUGGCGGGGUCUGGAGCGCGCGCAGUCCUUGGUCGCUCGCGGGAGGAUGGGACCUGCUCAUUGUCGGCCUCAUGCAGGGCAUUCUGAGCUACCCCUUCUUCGACCCAGUGUUGACGGACCGCUGCUUCCUAGCCGAACCCAAGGCCAUGGUUAAGGCGUUCUCUCUUGGCGGUUCUCUCGCGGGUUGUUUCAUCAUUCUCUUCUCCCUCAUUGGAGUCUUCGGCAACCAGACGGCUAUCCUUCAUCCGGAACGCGUUCCGGAGGCUCUGUUCGCCGGAAUGCUGGGCGGGGCCCCUGCCGCCGUUUCCAAGUAUCUAGGCACGGCGAUUUUCAGCAUCAUCAAUAUCAUUUUCCUAACCGAGAGCAUCUCGACCGUCGAUUCGACCUUCACAUCGACGGCCAAGCUGUUCGGGCCCGAAUUCGCUGGUGUGAUCGAAAGGGGGGCGCCGGAUACGCCGGCCAAUGCCAGCAAGAGGCAUCUGUACCUCGGCCGUCUCGCCAUCGUCAUAAUGGCCGUCGGCGGAACCCUUCCGCUUCUCGCGGACCCCAAGGUCCUCAACGCGACCACCGUGAGCGGGACUGUAGUGCUCGGGCUGGGCCCCCCGGUCUACGCCCUCAUGUUCAUCAAGGGCUACCGACCGCUCGUGUUCCACCUGCCUUUCUGGACCGGGGUCGCCUUCGGCGUCGUCUUCCAGUUAUCUUCCGCGAGUUGCUGCCGCGACUACAUCAACGUCAAAGGCUUUGCCAUGGGCUCCGGGUCGGAGCAGCUGCUCCUCGGGUUCAACGUCAUUGGGUCGCUGUGCGCGUGGGGCGUGUGCGGAAUCUGUCUUCUGGAAAACGUGCCGGCGUAUCACUUACUGAAGACGCCGGGCGCGGACGAGUCCGUGCUUGGGUCAAUGACCGGUUGGUUCCGCCGGGGGAGGAAGGACGACCGGAAGGAAGCGGAAGCGGACUACGAGGACGUCAAAAGCGCGGACGUCGAAACGCCCGCGAGCGCGCGCUAGGAGCGAUUUGACAGUCAGCGAGGCGAUUGCCGUAGACUCCUUUUUCGUUGAUAGUACUGGUCGGAAUCAGAGCUUGUACUCGGAAUCUAGGUUGCAUUCACUGUGUGGCGCGCACGCGUUGCAUAGCCGAGCCUUUUGAACGAGUCGCGCAAAGGAAAAAAUUGCUCGCGUGUUGGCUGGGGGUUGGACAAGGACAAGGACUCGUAGCUAGAUAUUCCCGUGAGGCCCAUUGCUUCAGGACCGAAGCCGAUUCAACGAAACGCAGAGUAUUUUCUGACGGGUCAGAGAUCAAGAUUCAGACCAUCAUAAGCUUGCAGGAUAAUUUGAGAAUCUGAGUCUGGGCAAGCAUCGGUGUAGGUAGUGGCGAGGAGCCUAGAAUAAGCCGCUGGUAAAAGCUGCCAUCGGCCAGCCGACGCUGCAGCACACGUUGGAACAACAAUCCAUACCUAUGCUUUUCAGGCCGAAUUCGACCGUCCGACGUGAUCGAUGAUAUAAUAAUUUGGUCA
Klebsormidium nitens is the source of this 2824-nucleotide messenger RNA. The record is from the annotation of a GenBank genome assembly. Lineage: Eukaryota; Viridiplantae; Streptophyta; Klebsormidiophyceae; Klebsormidiales; Klebsormidiaceae.